UUGACUUUUGUUGCAGUGGUGUAUGUCGACUAAUAUUUACGAGCAUUUAUCCUCAGCAAUGGGAAGUUCAAUCCUCUUUAACUUGGACUAUUUGUACUACAAAGGUGACAGUGACGUAUGGAACGACCAGCCGACAACCAAAGGGACUAUUUUAUAUUCCAUAAUAACGCCCACAAUAUGUUUGUUUGGGAUAUUUGGCAACACCCUGUCCCUCAUGGUACUGAAGCGACGGGAACUAAUGGGUUCCGUAUACACUUAUUUAGCUGUUUUGGCGGCCUCUGACCUCCUGAUGUCCUUCAUGUUAUUUUUCGGGGGCCUGAGCAGAGGGGUUUUGUACUACCGAGGAUGGGCCACCUACGACGCACUCGUGGGGUUACCCCUUGGGGGUGCCAUCAACACACUGAGCGUCAUAGCCACCGUGGCAGUCACAAUAGAUCGUGUGCUGUACCUGUGGAACCCCGUACAGUGCACCAAACCGAAAUUUUGCAAUCGGAUUGUAGCCAGGAAAAUUAUGGCAGCGGCGGUGCUCUUGUCUAUAUUACUGAAUCUCCCUUACUGUUUUAUAUUUACUUGGAGCGAUGAGGGUGUGUUGGUAACGACGUAUUUUUUUGAUUCUGUGUUCUAUACCGCGUUCAACUGGUUCAUGCUCACGUUUUUCUCGAUAAUGCCCGGCAUAGUGUUAAUCUUUGGAAAUGGAUUCCUGAUUAUGUCUCUUAAAAAGGCCAGGAAAAUAACAGUAAAAUGCAACGGAAAAAGAAAGGACCACACCAACCUGACGAUCACCUUGAUAUCCAUAAUAGUCCUGUUCCUGGUGUCCGAAGUACCCGCCACCCUGGUAUCAAGGACCAACGCCGUCCCCAUCCUUUUCUCCGGAAACCACGAGAAGGCCAGAUCCACAACCCUGGAGAUCGUCCGCCAGGUCUGCACCCUCCUGGGCGCCGUUAAUGUCACCGUCAACUUCCUCUUCUACUACUUAUUCUGUCCCGCCUUCGUCAAGGCUCUCAUCAAAACCUUCCAGAGGAAGAAGCGGAUCAGGAAGAGCCUCCAGGUCAACGUGUUCGUCCUGAACGGGGACAGGAUGGACGAUACCGAUAAGAAGACCUUGAACAAGAAGAUGAAAGCGAGGAUUUUGGAGAUUUCCAGGAAGAGUAUGGAAUCCAGCUUCCCGUCGUCUUUGAACUUUGUUGAAGAUGUCAAUGAAAAGGGGAGCGAGAACGACUUGUACUUUGAGAAUUGUACGAAGAGGGUGGAUGACAGUGAAUAUGUUGAAAUUGUUGAUGAUUAUAGGCUGCCCAUGCCGAAGUAUAGUAUCAUCGUGGAGGAGUCUUCCGUGGAGUCGUCGACGGUUGUCAACGGUUCCUCGAAAUGUUCUUAACGAGAGUGUUCUUUAAAGAUUAAGCCUAACAAAAAUCAGUUUCAGUAAAAGUAUGAAGAGAGAAGCUAAGGAAUUUAUUUUUAUAUCAAAAUGUUGUAAAUCCACUUUAUCAAGUACCUGUGUUCCAGUUA
Anoplophora glabripennis (Asian longhorned beetle) is the source of this 1506-nucleotide messenger RNA. RefSeq lists its product as uncharacterized. The coding region runs from base 23 to 1375 and encodes 450 amino acids. Gene Ontology annotation, cellular component: membrane. Lineage: Eukaryota; Metazoa; Arthropoda; Insecta; Coleoptera; Cerambycidae. The record is from RefSeq and is a predicted model, not a curated record. Gene Ontology annotation, biological process: G protein-coupled receptor signaling pathway. The transcript has 6 exons. Gene Ontology annotation, molecular function: G protein-coupled receptor activity.